Penicillium manginii is the source of this 207-nucleotide messenger RNA. RefSeq lists its product as uncharacterized. The record is from RefSeq and is a predicted model, not a curated record. The transcript has 2 exons. The coding region runs from base 1 to 207 and encodes 68 amino acids. Lineage: Eukaryota; Fungi; Ascomycota; Eurotiomycetes; Eurotiales; Aspergillaceae.
AUGCCAAGUAAGGAGAGCCAAUUUCAGAAGAGUGGUACGGCUAAGGGUCUCUACAAGCGUCUUUGUGCAUGCACACACAAUCCCUUCGUCUGGAAUGACGUAGUCCUGGUCGCAAAUUUCCUGCAGAGCUUCACAGGCCUUGAGAACCAGACUGGCGUCGUCGCUGAUUUCCUUGUCGGAAACCUUUCCGGAGUGAAGCACCCGUAA